AUGGCGGACGAUGCGCGAAUCGUCCUACUGGAGAAGAAGGAAGACAAUGACAACCAGAACUGCCCUGGCUGUAACAUUGAUAGACUUAAACAAGAGCAACGAGGCAUACCUUACAUGAACCUCUCCUUCAUCUGGCUUGUCUCACUCUGCACCGCUCUCCCGAUAUCUUCUCUGUUUCCAUAUCUUUAUUUCAUGAUCAGAGACUUUCAUAUUGCAAAACAAGAAGAGGAUAUUGGUUUCUAUGCUGGUUUUGUUGCAUCAUCAUUCAUGAUUGGAAGAGCUCUGACAUCUAUUUUCUGGGGGAAGUUAGCUGAUAGAUAUGGUCCAAACCUAUUAUCCUCAUUGGGACAUUCACAGUGUUAG
Messenger RNA from Microthlaspi erraticum, 363 nucleotides. Lineage: Eukaryota; Viridiplantae; Streptophyta; Magnoliopsida; Brassicales; Brassicaceae. The record is from the annotation of a GenBank genome assembly.